AUCGCUGUAGACUUUGAGACCCGUGUGGAAAUCUUCUUUUGAGAGACGGAAACCGAGGAGAAGCAUAGCGAUUUGUUGCUGAUGAUCCAGGCUGUGGCGACUGUGGUUUGUCCAGGAGAUGCAUGAAGAAGCCUUGGCAUGUUCCUGUACAAAGCCCUUAAACACAGAGAUGAAGAGGAGUACAUCCAGUCCCAGAAACCCUGGAUAGAAAGCACUUUCACCAAGCGGGAAUGUGUAUACAUACUUCCAGUGUCAAAGGACCCCCACAGGUGCCUUCCAGGAUGCCAGAUUUGCCAACAGCUAGUCCGAUGCUGCUGUGGACGGCUCGUGCGCCAGCAUGUUGGCUUCACAGCCAGCUUGGCCACGAAGUACUCGGACGUGAAGCUGGGUGAUAACUCCAACCUGUCCAUGCCCGAGCUGGAGGAGUGGUCGGUGGAAAAACACACAGAAGCGAGCCCCAGUGACGCCUAUGGUGUCAUCAAUUUCCAGGGAGGGUCUCACUCGUACAGAGCCAAGUAUGUGCGUUUGUCCCACGACUCGCGGCCGGAGAGCAUCCUGCGGCUGAUGCUGAAGGAAUGGCAUAUGGAGCUUCCUAAGAUCCUCAUCUCGGUCCAUGGAGGAGUUCAGAACUUUGAGCUGCACCCGCGCCUCAAGCAAGUGGUGGGCAAGGGCCUUAUCAAAGCCGCGGUCACCACCGGGGCCUGGAUCCUCACUGGAGGGGUCAACACAGGUGUGGCGAAGCAUGUGGGAGACGCUCUCAAAGAACACUGUUCAAGAUCAGCAAAGAAAAUUUGCACUAUUGGAAUCGCACCCUGGGGAGUCAUUGAAAACCGGAAUGAUCUCAUUGGCAGAGACAUAAUCGCUCCGUAUCAGACGCUGCUGAACCCUCUAAGCAAACUAACCGUUCUCAACAACCUGCAUUCCCAUUUCCUCCUGGUGGACGAUGGGACGGUGGGCAAGUACGGCGCUGAGGUCCAACUGCGGCGGGACCUGGAGAAGCACAUCAACCUCCAAAGAAUACACGCACGAAUUGGUCAGGGUGUCCCUGUUGUGGCCCUGAUCUUCGAGGGAGGUCCCAAUGUGAUCCUGACCGUGCUGGACUACCUUCAGGAGAGCCCUCCUGUCCCGGUGGUGGUGUGUGAGGGGACCGGCCGUGCUGCUGACAUUUUGGCCUACGUCCACAAGCAGACCGAGGAGGGAGGAAGUCUUCCCGAUGGAGUGGAGACUGACAUCAUCGCAACCAUCAAGAAAACCUUCAACUUCAGCCAGAGUGAUGCCAUCCACCUCUUUCAGACUCUGAUGGAGUGCAUGAAAAGCAAAGAAUUGAUCACUGUGUUUCACAUCAGCUCCGAGGAGCACCAGGACAUUGACGUAGCCAUUCUGAGGGCUUUACUCCAAGGCACAAACGCAUCAGCCUUUGAUCAGCUGGUCCUGACUCUGGCCUGGGACCGGGUAGACAUAGCCAAGAAUCACGUGUUUGUGUACGGACAGCAGCUCCUGGUGAGCUCUCUUGAGCAGGCAAUGCUGGAUGCACUCGUGAUGGACAGGGUGGAUUUUGUCAAGUUGCUCAUAGAAAACGGCGUGAGCAUGCAUCGAUUCCUGACAAUCAGUCGGCUAGAGGAGCUCUACAACACGAAACAACCUCCCAACAACCCAACUCUCCUCCACCUGGUUAGAGAUGUUAAACAGAGUCAUCUGCCUCCAAACUACAAGAUCACUUUGAUUGAUGUGGGCCUGGUAAUUGAGUACCUGAUGGGCGGGACUUACAGGUGCAACUACACAAGGAAACGCUUCCGAAUCAUUUACAACAAUCUCCAUGGCAACAAUAGGCGGUCGGGGCGCCACACUGCAGGUCCAGGUUCUCAUUUGAGGAAAAGUCACGAGUCUUUUAGCAUGCAGGCUGACAAAAAGGAGAAGACGAGGCACAACCACUUCAUCAAAACUGCACAGCCAUACAAACCUAAGCUUGAAUCCUCCAUCGAGCAGAACAAAAAAAGAAGCAAAGAGGAGAUUGUGGACAUAGACGACCCAGAGACGCGGCGGUUCCCCUACCCUUUCAAUGAGCUUCUGGUGUGGGCUGUGCUGUUGAAGAGGCAGAAAAUGUCACUCUUCUUCUGGCAGCACGGCGAGGAGAACAUGGCAAAGGCACUGGUGGCCUGUAAGCUUUGCCGAUCCAUGGGCUACGAGGCCAAGAAGAGCGACGUGGUGGACGACACCUCGGAGGAGCUCAAGGAGUACUCAAAUGAGUUUGGGACGUUAGCAGUGGACCUGCUGGAGGAGUCGUUCAGGCAGGAUGAGACCAUGGCCAUGAAGCUGCUCACUUACGAGCUGAAAAACUGGAGCAACUCCACCUGUUUGAAGCUGGCUGUCUCCUCCCAUCUACGGCCCUUUGUGGCUCACACCUGCACCCAGUUUCUGCUGUCAGACAUGUGGAUGGGACGGCUGAACAUGCGCAAGAACUCCUGGUACAAGGUGAUUCUGAGUAUCUUGGUGCCUCCUGCCAUCCUGCUGUUGGAGUACAAAUCCAAGGCUGAGAUGGCUCACAUCCCUCAGAGUCAGGACGACCACCAGAUGACCAUGGAGGACAGCGAACACAACUUCCAGAACAUGGCUGAAGAAAUCCAAAUGGAUGUGUUUAAGGAGGCCAGAUCCCAGGACCCUGUGGAGACAAAGAGUGACAUGGAGACCCAAAUUCGCCCCAGAAAGCUGCCCUUAACCAGGAAAAUAUAUGCCUUCUACCACGCUCCCAUUGUCAAGUUCUGGUCAAACACGCUCUUCUACCUGGGCUUCUUGAUGUUCUACUCGUAUGUGGUCCUGGUGAAAAUGCCUGCUUGGCCUUCUUAUCAAGAGUGGGUGGUCAUCCUCUACAUAUUCACCUCUGCCAUUGAGAAAAUCCGAGAGAUGUUUAUGUCUGAAGCAGGCAAAAUAAGCCAGAAGGUAAAGGUGUGGUUCAGUGACUAUUUCAAUGUGUCGGACUUUCUGGCCAUCGUUACCUUCUUUAUCGGCUUUGGCUUGAGAUUGGCUGGAGGUGAAGCCUUUGUCCCCGGGAGGACGGUGUAUUGUCUCAAUAUCAUCUUCUGGUACGUGCGACUCCUGGAUAUACUGGCUGUCAACCAGCAAGCUGGACCGUAUGUCAUGAUGAUCGCUAAAAUGGUGGCCAACAUGUUCUAUAUUGUGGUAAUAAUGGCUAUAGUCCUUCUGAGCUAUGGCGUACCCAGGAAAGCCAUUCUGUACCCACACGAGGAGCCCAGCUGGACUCUGGCUAAAGAUGUGGUCUUUCAGCCAUACUGGAUGAUGUACGGGGAAGUGUAUGCUUAUGAAAUCGAUGUGUGUGCCAAUAACACUGAACAAUCAGUGAAGUCCCUGUGUGCGGCAGGAGUGUGGCUGACUCCUCUCCUUCAAGCAGUCUACCUCUUUGUACAGUAUAUACUAAUGGUCAACCUCCUCAUCGCCUUCUUCAACAAUGUGUAUCUGCAAGUUAAGUCCAUUUCUAAUCUGGUGUGGAAGUACCAGCGCUACCACUUCAUUAUGGCCUACCAUGAGAAGCCUGUCCUCCCACCCCCUUUCAUCCUCCUCUGCCAUAUCUACUCCCUCUUCUGUACAUGUAGAAAGAGGAAGAAGGAGCAUACCUACGGACCAAAGCUGUUUCUCACAGAGGAAGACCAAAAGAAGCUUCAUGAUUUUGAGGAGCAAUGUGUGGAGACGUACUUUCAUGAAAAGGAUGAUCAGUUUCACUCUGGGAGUGAGGAGCGUAUACGUCUUACCUCAGAAAGGGUUGAGACCAUGUGUUUGCAGCUGAAGGAGGUUGGGAACAAGGUCAACUUUAUAAAACGGUCUUUGCACACAUUGGAUUCCCAGAUCGGCCACCUGCAGGACCUCUCAGCACUGACUGUGGACACCCUGAAGACCCUCACUGCUCAGAGGGCGUCGGAGGCCAGCAAGGUCCACAAUCAGAUCACGCGGGAGCUCAGCCUCUCUAAGAACUUGGUCCCCAGCAACGCCCCCGUGGCAUCAGACACUGGCCCCCACUCCAAAUCGUCCGCGAUAGGAAAACGCAGUGUGGGGGCCUACUUCGGCUCCUCAUUUCCCCAGGCUGGAGCCAACAUUGCCGAUUCUCUUUUUGGGAUUGGUGUAGGGGGAGGGGCUGGUGCGGAAAGUAUCCGGAGAGUCGGGCCCAGCCAUGGAGCAGGACUGGGGCUGGACCCCAACCUCAACCCAGCGUUGAGUCCAGAGAGGAGGGGGUUAUUUGGGCUGGGGCACUUUGCUGCAGAGGCCGGCUCCUCAGGCAGUGUCGGCUCCAGUGCCUUUGUCCAAAGUGCUGUGGCCAUUUCCCCUCCGGAGCUGCGUCUCCGAGGCCACUCUCUCACCCAGAGUAAGCGGACCCGUCCACAAGAGCCGGCCCUGUUCGACUCCCCAUCCAGCCUGCCCAAUGUGCCCUCCCACGGGGCUCAGUUCCACAUCAGCAGCACCCCUUCCCAGCCCAGUGGCUCCAGCCACCCAGAACUCGCCCUAGCUAGGCUUUACCAGCAGCCCCUCCAGCCAGACAGCACCACUGUAGAGUUUGGGGCGUUUGUGGGGCAUAAAGAGAGUUUGGACCUCCAGCACUCCACACCCAAAGAGACCUCCACCUCCAGCAGACAGCAAAGCCCGGUCCUACAGACCAGAUUGCAGGCUCAGACUGAAGGUCACGGUCAUAUCAGAGCAGUCAACUCCUACGCUGGCUUCACAGAGUUUGAUAGAAACCCUGCUCUCCUCCAUCCUGACUGCACUCUGACCAAGAAGGACAGGAGCAGAGUGUCAGCUGAAGACAUCCUCAUCCACGAGGACCCCCGGACUGCAGUACUGCAGGAAAGAGUUCAGGUCAAAUCAGCCCAAGCCAGCAGCCUGCGAGCCCCUGGGGAAGAUGCACCAAAUGCCGCAGUUUCUCUCUACACGCCUCGACACUCCCUACUCGGAGCCAGAAAGGACUCUAUUGGCUCACCUUUCAAGCCCAUGGAAAGCUACCAGUACUCAGCUGUGGAGCGCAACAACUUGAUGAGGCUGUCUCAGAGCAUCCCCUUCACCCCUGUGCCCCCUAGAGGCGAGCCGGUGACUGUGUACCGUCUGGAGGAGAGCUCCCCCAACACCAUCAACAACAGCAUGUCUUCCUGGGCCCAGCGGGGCCUCUGUGCCAAAAUAGAGUUUCUCAGCAAGGAGGAGAUGGGAGGAGGCCUCCGACGGGCCCUGAAGGUGCUCUGCACAUGGUCAGAGUACGACAUCCUGAAACCAGGACAUCUGUAUAUUGUCAAAUCCUUCCUUCCUGAGGUGGUCCAGACCUGGCAGAGCAUCUACAAGGAGGACACUGUGCUGCACCUUUGUCUCAGGGAAAUUCAACAACAACGAGCUGCUCAGAAGCUCACAUUUGCCUUCAACCAAAUCAGGCCGAAGACGAUUCCCUAUUCACCGAGGUUUCUGGAGGUGUUUCUGCUCUACUGUCACUCUGCCGGACAGUGGUUUGCUAUAGAGGAGUGCAUUACUGGGGAGUUCAGGAAGUUCAACAACAACAACGGAGAUGAGAUCGUCCCCACCAACCUCCUGGAGGAAACCAUGCUGGCCUUCAGCCACUGGACCUACGAGUACACCCGCGGAGAGCUGCUGGUGCUCGACCUGCAGGGGGUCGGGGAGAUUCUGACAGAUCCAUCAGUUAUUAAGAGCGGUGAGAAAGGAUCCUAUGAUAUGAUAUUUGGACCUGCCAACCUGGGGGAUGAUGCCAUUAGGAACUUCCGAGCAAAACACCACUGCAACUCCUGCUGUCGGAAACUCAAACUUCCUGAUCUGAAGCGGAACGAUUACACACCAGAUAAGGUGACGUUCCCACAGGAUGACCCUCCCAACUCGGGGGGCGGAGUCAAAGAGUCCCGCCAAUCAAUGAGGUUGAUGCUGUGAUCGGUUUGAAGCGAGAGAGAAAGAGAGAGAGAGAGAGAGAGAGAGAGUGAAUGAUCACGAGGCGACACUGUUCUGAACAAUUUUAGUCAAAGCCAAGGAGCAGAGAGGCGCACCCAAUCAACUGGAAGAAUCACACCCCUUGUUUCCAUGGAAACCAGUGCAUGCAGAAUGUGUGUCAUGUUUUUGUUGAUUCCACCAAAAUGCUGUGUCGAACACAAUUCAACCAUCUUAACCUUUUUGUUUUUUAGUACAUAAAUGAGGAAAAGAAGAUUUAAACAUAUUUUGUACACGUUUAUGAAUAUAUAUAUAUAUAUAUAUAUAUAUAUAUAUAUAUAUAUAUAUAUAUAUCUAUGAACAGGAUAUAUCGAAAGGUACAUUAUCAUUGCAGAGGGUUUAUUAUUUAUUACAAAGUUUGAGAAGUUGCCUUGUUUUAACAAAAAAAAAAAAAAAAAGGAACAAAUCUAAGUGCAUUGUUCCUCUGUUACAGCAGCUUCAGAGAGGACAGCCUGCUGAGAUUCAGUCACUGCAACAUUGCAGUUUGUCACCAGAUCAUUUUUUAUAAAUGUGUAAAGACUUGUAUCACAACCUUUUAUCUCUUAGUUAAUGAACAGAUAUACAUGAAUUUGAAAAUCUUGUAAAAUAUGGGCAGAUUGCAAUGCAACUUUUACAGAACAAUGUAUGUAAUUUUAUUGUAUUGAAAGUGUGUCCACCAAAAUAUUGCUGAUAGUUUUUAUUGUUACAAAGGUACUAUUGCUAUAUCUUUGUCAUCAACUAUUGUAUGAGCAAAUUACAAUCUAGUGUAUCUUAUAGAUACUGUUAUCUGGCAUGAGCUGAACAGAUUAAAAUAUUUUAUUCAGGGGAACUGACAGACUUAAGGGUAUUACUGUAUACAUUUUGUACUGGACAUCAUUUUAAACAAAUAAAAAUGUAAAAAAAAAAAAGCUUUAGCAACAUCGCUCAAGUCUUAAAAGAAUGACUGUUUCAAUACA
This is a messenger RNA of Anoplopoma fimbria (sablefish), 6914 nucleotides long. It is a transcript of the gene trpm7, whose product is annotated as transient receptor potential cation channel, subfamily M, member 7. The record is from RefSeq and is a predicted model, not a curated record. The coding region runs from base 139 to 5925 and encodes 1928 amino acids. Lineage: Eukaryota; Metazoa; Chordata; Actinopteri; Perciformes; Anoplopomatidae. The transcript has 40 exons. Gene Ontology annotation, molecular function: ATP binding; protein serine/threonine kinase activity; calcium channel activity. Gene Ontology annotation, biological process: calcium ion transport; monoatomic cation transmembrane transport; protein phosphorylation. Gene Ontology annotation, cellular component: membrane.